Messenger RNA from Cephus cinctus (wheat stem sawfly), 2405 nucleotides. RefSeq names its product probable multidrug resistance-associated protein lethal(2)03659. NCBI's taxonomy places the organism in Eukaryota, Metazoa, Arthropoda, Insecta, Hymenoptera, Cephidae. Gene Ontology annotation, cellular component: membrane. The transcript is spliced from 7 exons. Gene Ontology annotation, biological process: transmembrane transport. Gene Ontology annotation, molecular function: ATP binding; ATP hydrolysis activity; ABC-type transporter activity. Bases 131 to 1834 code for a protein of 567 amino acids. The record is from RefSeq and is a predicted model, not a curated record.
GGAAGUGGAAAUUAAGAAGCGAUGGAUAAAAGAAUUCACAGAAGGAAAGGAGGGAAAAAAGAAGUUAAAGAGGAAUGAAAAGCAGCCAAGUCUUACGCGAGCAAUACUGCGUACAUUCUGGAAACCAUAUAUGUUAUAUGGAUUGCUCCUUGUUAUCCAAAAUGUAGUAUUGCGUACGAUGCAACCAAUCAUGCAAGGCUUGGUGAUCGACUAUUUCAGUGACAAUGGAACAACAAAAGCAGAAGUCACUCUUUAUGCCACUGGACUUAUCCUUAUAACUGCAUUGCGCCUGAGUUUGUCAGCUUUGAAUCAAACGGCGACUGGACAAGUAGUGAAUUUGCUCAGUAAUGAUGUGAAUCGUUUUGAUAUGCUCCCAUUACAUUUGCAUCAAAUUUGGGUUAUGCCAAUUCAGGUUGCUUUGAUUGGUUACGUAAUGUGGCAGUCUGUAGGAAUCGCUACUCUUGUUGGUAUAGGAAGUUUAACCAUUUUGACUAUUCCAAUCCAAGGGUAUCUGAGCAAGCUGAGCGCACAACUUAGAGCUAUCAUUGCUCGCAAAACGGACAAAAGAGUACAUCUCAUGAGUGAACUGAUUGCAGGCAUCCAGGUAGUGAAAAUGUAUGGCUGGGAAGAACCAUUUGAAAAGAUGGUAUCGUGGACACGACGCACUGAGAUCAAAAUAAUCAGAUACUCUUCCUAUCUUCGUGCCUUCUAUUUAAGUAUCAUGGUUUACACUGAGAGAUUGACACUUUUCCUCACCUUAAUAGCAUUCAUUCUUAUGGGCAAUACUCUCACAGCUGAUGUCACCUUCGUUCUUGCAACUUAUUUCAACAUUCUACAAAUGACUAUGGCCAUCUUCUUUCCUCAAGCGAUUAUUACGGGUGGUGAAGCGCUCGUUUCUAUCAAAAGAUUAGAGGAAUUCCUUAUGUUGGACGAGAUCGUGCAAAUCAAUGAUAAUAAGGAAUUACUUUUAAAGCAAAAGGACAAUAAUAAACAGCAGAAAGACAUGCAAAAUAAAUGUACAAUCGCAGAGAAGGAAAUUACAAAUCCGGUGACAGUAGAGCUAUAUCGUGUAUCUGCAAAUUGGAUACCUAGCCAAUUACCACCCACUCUACAUGACAUUUCCAUCAAAGUCGAGGGCGGUCAACUUUGUGCCCUUAUUGGACCUGUAGGCUCGGGAAAGUCUUCUCUCCUCAAUGUUUUAUUAAAGGAGCUUCCCAUAGGUGCGGGUGACGUCUGGUUAUGUCAGAACUCUAGUUCGAAGGAAGGUCAAAACAACCGCGGCUAUCAUUCAGAUAAUCCCAAUCUGCGUAUCUCCUAUUGUAGUCAAGAACCCUGGCUAUUCGGAGCAACCAUCCGAAAUAACAUUCUAUUUGGACAAGCAUAUGAUAAGAAAAGAUAUCAAGAGGUAACAAAAGUUUGUGCACUUCUACAGGAUUUUAAACAGUUACCUCGUGGCGAUAUGAGCAUUGUCGGUGAAAGAGGUGCUUCCUUAUCAGGGGGACAGAGAGCUCGAGUGAAUCUCGCUAGAGCCGUUUAUAGGAGAGCUGAUAUCUAUCUUUUUGACGAUCCUCUCAGUGCAGUCGAUGCUCGAGUUGGACAACACUUAUUCAAUGAGUGUAUAAUUAAUUACCUUAAAGGAAAAACCCGAAUUCUUGUAACUCAUCAAUUACAAUAUCUUAAACAGGCGGAUACAGUAAUCGUCCUCGAUCGCAAUCGUGCGUCGAAAAUGCGGACCCUCAUCGCCCCAAGGUGUCAAAUUACACGUAAGCGCGCGCGACGCAACUUCGUCGUCGUCGUCGUCGGAGGGCUAAGGAAUAUUCCGGAAGAUGCAUGAACCUUGACAUCGAAUCUCUGUAGGCGAUUCGAUUCCUUGAAAUCUGCGAAACCUCCCAUCCCCAUUUUCUAACCCUUGAGAGUUUCCUAUAAAAGGAGGAGCUGAACGUACCUUCGUUAGUUUGCUGCAACAACUUGGAUGAUACCGCAUAAGAGGAAACAACGUGAGUACGAGUACAGUUACAGUUAAGGAAUAUCACAGAAGUCAAACAGUUGAUCGAAGCUAGAAGAGGUCGUAAAAAUCUCCUAAUAAAUUUGAAGAAAUUCGAUAUUAAUUGAACGCAAUGGACUUCUCGACAAUUAACAAAGUGGCUCGUUUGGACUCAUUUCUUCCAACGAAAAAGUUGGCGGAAUUAGAGAUUCAAAAGGAAUACAAGAUUAGUUGUAUUCGGAAAAUUGAAACAAAAUACGGAACGAGAGUAAUCGUCGACAUUGAAAACAGCUUCUCGACAUUUCUACCAGCGAGGGUAUCUAAAGUCUUGAAAGACGAUAACAAUUUGUUCCAAAACAUGGUGCGUGCUGCCGACGAAGAUCGACUCCUCAUACGCUGUCUCGGUGAGCAGUAUAAUCAG